UUCGUUUCGUUUUGAAGCUAUAUAAGUUAUGGUGCACAUUUGUUGUGAUUGAUUCAUUUUAGAUAACACAACGAAAUUAAUGUGAACGGUGUAGAUUUUAUAAUUUGGUGUUUGAAAUUCCAUUAUUGUGAAACUAUCAUCAUCAUCAUCAACAUUAUGAUUAUGAUGAGACAGAUUAUAAUAUUAUUAGUGUUGUGUUUUGGCUUUUCAACAUUUUUCAACAUGUUAACCAUCGUUGAUGCAAGCCGUAAAGGUGGUGAUAUAUUGAUUCUUAAAGGUGGCCAUGGUGGCCAUGGUUGUGGACAUAUUUUUCUCAAAACUGGUCAUCGAAAAAAAGGCGAUAUAUUGAUCAUAGGUGGUGAUUGUAAACAUGAAGAUACACAUUAUAUUCCGGUACCUUAUGGUAUUGGAGGUGGAUAUGGUGGUGGACAUGCUGAUCCUGGUGUUUAUAGACGUAAACGGCGAUCAAUUUUGGGUAAAAUGUAGAAUAAAAAAAAUAUGAUUUGAUGGGUCAAAAUACGGAUACAACUAAUUGCAGCCAAUCAUCAAUAAUCAAAUCGAUCAACGCAAACAUAUCCUCUCUAUCUCUCUCUCUUAAUCUAAAUAUAUUUGAUCAUUUUUUUCUUUGUUGUUGUUAUAUUUUUAAAUCUGUAAUCAAAAUUUCUUUAUCUCACUGGGAUUUAUUUUUUUUUUCACAUUUUUUAUUGAAAGUAAAAGUUUGUCAUUUCAAA
Messenger RNA from Dermatophagoides farinae (American house dust mite), 731 nucleotides. RefSeq names its product ankyrin repeat and MYND domain-containing protein 2. The record is from RefSeq and is a predicted model, not a curated record. Gene Ontology annotation, molecular function: protein binding. NCBI's taxonomy places the organism in Eukaryota, Metazoa, Arthropoda, Arachnida, Sarcoptiformes, Pyroglyphidae.